Messenger RNA from Solea solea (common sole), 2455 nucleotides. It is a transcript of the gene fam78ba, whose product is annotated as family with sequence similarity 78 member Ba. The transcript has 3 exons. Lineage: Eukaryota; Metazoa; Chordata; Actinopteri; Pleuronectiformes; Soleidae. The record is from RefSeq and is a predicted model, not a curated record. Bases 800 to 1390 code for a protein of 196 amino acids.
UUAAUGCAACCAGGCCGGGAGACGCCCCUCCCACCCCUGCCUCCAGCAUCAGCACCUCAAAUCGGAAAAGGGCGACUCGCGGCUGGAAGAUGAUGCUCUCCGGCCCGUGAUGACUGGACACGCUGCGAUGAGACGAAGGACCGAGAGAGCGCUGCGAGCAGCCCGUGUUUUUGCCUCGCUGCCUCCAUUCAUGAUGCACCAUUCAUGCAUCCACAAGAAUGGACGCGCGCGAUGAGUGGAAAACAUGAACACCGCUUCUUUUUUUCCUUUUUUUUGUAGCGCUUAUUUUCAAGACAACUCUCCAGCUCGUGUGAAGCGUCUUUGAUGAAGCGUCGUUUCAUGUAGGUCAAAGGGAUGAAGAGCCACAUUCUGUCUUUUGAGGGCGCCGCUCGAAUGUAGGGCUUAUACGGGAAAGCGGAGCAAACAAAAGGCAUCCAGACCCCCCUCCUCUGACGCACCUGGCUGCACUGUCGCCACCUGACAUGACAACGCAGAGCCGGGAGCAGAGCAGCAGGAUCAAGGGGCACCGACGUGCAGCCGGACGAGUGGACUAUAAGCGGAGUAGCGGAACCUCCGGGCGGAAGGUGGAGGAGAAGCAGCAGCAGCAGCAGCAGCGGCAGCCCCGGGGAGGCCAGAUUACAGUUUCUGGGGACGAGCGCCAAGGGCAGUGCGGCAGUCAGCAGGCAGACCAGGGGGAGGAGGCUGCAGAGAUCUGUGAUACUUACCCCUACAGUCCCUACUCUCCUCCAUACCAUCACACCCUGACAGUAUAAUGGGUGGAUGUUUUCAUGUUUGAUCAAUGGUGACUGUGAUACUGCCCAGCAUUUUCUCUCCCACCCCCCUUUUCCCAACUGUCAGUGAAGAUGGGUCUAGCUGGGAGAUACCAGAGCUGCGAGAGGGUCGGGUCAAGGCCAUCAGCGACUCAGAUGGCGUGAGCUACCCCUGGUAUGGCAACACCACCGAGACAGUGACCCUGACUGGUCCUACGUCCAAACCGUCCCGUCUGACUGUCAGCAUGAACGACAACUUCUACCCUAGUGUGACCUGGGCAGUCCCCAUCAGCAACAGCAACACACCCAUGCUGACCCACAUCACCAGGGACCAGAGCUUCAUCACCUGGCUAGUGGCCAUGAAUUCUGUCACCAAGGAGCGUAUCGUGUUGCAGACAGUGCGGUGGCGGAUGCGGGUGGAUAUAGCUGUGGAUCCAGACAUGCCUCUGGGAUCCCGGGCCUCACUGAUGGGCCGUUCCUAUCAGGAGCAACCGCACAUCCUCAACUACCAGGAGCCCAUUCCUCCCAACGCGCUGGGGAGGCCAAAUGCCAAUGAUGCCCAAGUUCUAAUGUGGAGACCAAGAAGAGGAGCUCCACUAGUAGUUAUACCACCAAAAUAAGAGGGUAAAGAGGUUCCACUGACUAAGUCUAAUUGUUCCCAUUGCUGAAAUGGGAGUUAUGAAGUUUGAUGAAGUCAUGAGUCUUAUCAAAGAGAGGACUGAUGGUUCCUCUGUGCUCAAGAUGCCAGUGGAUCUUCUAUCCCCAAGAGAUUUAAGUGAACCAUUGAAACAAGCUUGAGUGGAUAUUAUGUCAUGAGUCUGACGCAGAAGAGUGUUGGGGGGGAUGAACUUGUGUCAUCGACCAGGAGUUGAAUCAAGGACUGUUCGGCCCCUGACAAGUUUUGAACUGCAAUGAAAAGUUAUGCCUUCAUUUUAGUGAAGAAGGAACAUUGUUUUUAGAUGUAUCACAGAGGUAUUAGUCUACAAUCAGAACUGCAUCCUGCAUCCUUUCGUAGAUCUUAUUGCAUGAGAGAUUGAGAGACAAAAACUGCUUUUGAGACGUUUAGACAUCAAAUUCUUUUUUAUGUACCUUGACACAUGGAGACAUUUUGAUUGAAAACUCAGUACUGGUUAAAGAUUGUCAGUGCCAAAAAAAGGCCUUCAGAACAUGCAGUAUUAGAGUUAAAGAAUGUAUUCUAAAAAUUUAAGAACAAACGUCUUGUACUAUGAAUCUUUUUAGGUUAAGAUUAAUGUCAUACAUCCAUAAGAUUGAAUUAAGAAAGUCUGGAAGAGAAACAAAUCUGCUGUAGUUGUCACUGGAGUUUUGCUAACACACCGAAAUUAUGCACAAACAUAUUUUUAAGCCUCUGUAUUUUAGCUGAUAUUGUAUUCAGACGGGUGACAGUAGAGAUGAGCUGGACCUGUUACCACAUUGAAUAAAUAAUGUCAGCUGUGCUUUCAAUGAAUGUGGUGUAAAUGACUUGGAGCAGUGCCAAAAAAACAAAGUCACGUCAUACAUCAUGGGUGGAAUGUGGCCAAACUGAACUCAAACCAAGGCUAGAUUUGACGUGGCUACGAGGUAACGUUGCACUAAGAAGUUACAUGAAUCUUCCUCCUAUCAGGGAAUCUAAAUGUACUAUUAAAUUAAUAGUUUCCUUGAUGUGGAAUUAAACAUAACUGAAUUUA